UCACAAUUACAGAUUGGCUGUUUUGGACAGCGGUGGGAUGAACCUUACUUUUUCUUCGUUCCAUCCUCCAAGAUUUUACCCACCUCUUACUUCCUUCCUUCCUCGUCUUCUUCCUCUCCUCCACCUCCUUCAUUUUCUUCUUCUUCUUCUGGUUAUUUCUCUCUCGUCGCCAUCUUGGGCUCUCUGUUCUGCAUCUCAGUAUUCAGCUUUGCAAUGGCCACGAGUCCCAGUUCAGAUGAUUCCAAAGAUCUUUCCUCAAAUACAAAUGGAGGAUUGCAAGAAAAAAGUUCACUGGUUGUUUGCUUUGGGGAACUGUUGAUUGACUUUGUGCCAACUGUGGGUGGAGUUUCACUCGCUGAAGCACCGGCUUUCAAAAAAGCUCCUGGCGGUGCUCCUGCUAAUGUUGCUGUUGGCAUAUCAAGAUUGGGAGGUUCAUCAGCUUUUGUUGGCAAGGUAGGCAAUGAUGAAUUUGGGUACAUGCUUGCUGACAUUUUGAAGCAAAACAAUGUCAACAGUGCUGGUCUUCGGUUUGACCCUAAUGCGAGGACUGCACUGGCAUUUGUUACCCUUAGAGCUGAUGGUGAACGUGAGUUCUUGUUUUUUCGUCACCCAAGUGCUGAUAUGCUGCUUCAAGAAUCAGAACUUGAUGUAAACCUUCUUAGGCAGGCAAGGAUAUUUCAUUAUGGUUCAAUUAGUUUGAUUGAGGAACCAUGUAGAUCAACUCAUAUAGCAGCAAUGAAGAUUGCCAAAGAUGCUGGUUGCCUGGUGUCUUAUGAUCCCAAUUUGAGACUGCCUUUAUGGCCAUCAGCAGAGGCUGCACGAAAAGGCAUAAUGAGCAUUUGGGACCAGGCUGAUAUUAUUAAGAUAAGUGAGGAUGAAAUUACAUUCCUAACUGGAGGUGAUGAUCCGUAUGAUGAUAAUGUGGUGCUAAAGAAGCUUUUCCAUCCCAAUCUUAAGCUUCUUCUUGUUACUGAAGGUUCAGAGGGUUGCAGAUAUUAUACUAAGAAAUUUUGGGGUAGGGUUGGUGGUGUUAAAGUCAAACCUGUUGACACAACUGGUGCUGGUGAUGCAUUCGUCAGUGGGAUAUUGAACAGUUUGGCCUCCGAUCCAAAUCUUUAUGAGGAUGAGGAGCGGUUAAGAGAAGCUCUACGUUUUGCAAAUGCCUGUGGCGCCCUUACAGUAACAGAAAGGGGAGCGAUUCCUGCACUACCCACGAAAGAGGCAGUCCUUCGGGUCUUAGCAAAAGUUACUGCAUGAUGAUGAAAUCAGAAACAUUCACCCAGCUCUGUGUAUUUUUUCCUGUAUUAAGAUAAUGCAACUUGUGCUUCUUGUCGAGUGUAUCGGUGAGGUGCUUGCUGCAAUAUUUUGGUUUUGCUUUCUGCAAAUCUGUAGUUCAUUUAAUUAACAGUCAACAAGGUUCUGUAACCCCCACCGUCUCUGGCUUGGGUUAUUUCAUUCCAGUGUUGUAUAUGUAAGGGAUCCUUGAGAAAUGAAGAGGCAAAUAAAUGGUUUUGUUGAAAGCA
Molecule: messenger RNA, 1523 nt
Organism: Malania oleifera
Lineage: Eukaryota; Viridiplantae; Streptophyta; Magnoliopsida; Santalales; Ximeniaceae
Product: probable fructokinase-7
Exons: 7
Coding region: 214-1257 (347 amino acids)
Biological process (GO): fructose metabolic process
Cellular component (GO): cytosol
Molecular function (GO): fructokinase activity
Source: RefSeq, a predicted model, not a curated record